CGGAUCGGUGCGUCGGUUGUUUGUACGGAUCGAAUUGGAUCGGUGGGAAAGCGAGAGAGUGAAGGGGGUGCACAGCAUGGAAAUUCAAUUAAAAAUCUGAAAACUAUCCCUCAGUGCGAAUCAGAAAGCGAUCCGUGAUCGCCAGCCGAGCGGUAAAUCAGCCAAAGGUAGGGGAGCAGAGGAGGGUGACCAUGUCGAGUAGGCGGGCCCAAUCUUUGCCGGCGCACAUGUUGGAGCCAGCGAAGCCGGAACGCGGACGUUGUGUGGCUGCCAUCUGCUUCUCGUGGAAGGUGCUCACCUGCAUUGUGUCCCACGUACUGCUCGUGCUCCUCGUCGUUUCCUAUUGCGUGGGCGGCGCCUAUCUCUUCCAGCACCUCGAAAAACCCCACGAACUGGAUGUGAAGCGUGAUAUACAGAAUCUGCGCUUCAAUCUCACGGAGAAUAUCUGGGUUCUAUCAUACGAUGCCUCGUACCUCAGUGAAAGCGAUUGGAUAGCUAAUGUUAGCAAACAUCUGGCCAACUUCGAGAAACAAAUCCUAACGGCCAUCAAGGCAGAUGGUUGGGAUGGCGACGAGGAUCUGCGGAAAUCUCAAUGGACCUUCGCUGGAUCUCUGUUCUACUCCAUCAUAGUGAUAACUACCAUAGGCUAUGGCCACAUAUCGCCGCGCACGGAUUGGGGCAAGGUGACAACGAUUUUCUACGCCAUUGUGGGCAUUCCGCUGAUGCUCAUCUGCCUGUCCAACAUUGGAGAUGUCAUGGCCACAUCAUUCCGGUUUCUAUACUGGAGAAUUUGUUGCUAUGUGUGCACCCGCACGGCUAAGCGACCAAGGAAUGCCCGAUCCCGGCAGAGAUCGAUGCGCUCGCAGCGACAAGCCCGUUCCCAGCCGCCACCCUCCUUCCGGCGUUCCAUGAAGAUGACGCAGCGGUCGGGAAAUGACUCCGGACUGGGUCCCUCAAUGGGGCAUGCCUACUCCGAUCCCGAACUGCGCACCAUGGGCAGGGGUUACGACGAUCGGGAGUUUGGCCAUCGCAGCAGUGGAGGUGGACGUAAUCGACGUCAGCAACAGCAGCAUCCACAUCACGAUCCUCGCCAGCGGCACACCAUUUAUGGGGAUGAGUACGAAACCCAGACCCUGAAUCGCUCCAAUCGCUACAGCAGUCGACAGAGGCAGCGGGAUCGGAUGAGGGACAGGCACACGGUGGAAAGGGAGCGCUAUUCCCGGUCCCAUUUGGAUGCUGGAUCUAUUGAGGACUUUGGUGACAUGCCACCUCCUGCUAAAAGAGCCGCCAGUGUGCGUUCCGUUCGAUCGCCUCACCAUCAGGAGCCUUCGAAAGCUUCCAGGGAACUACAUCGUCUGCACUCGGCUCCUGGGAGGAGUAGAGCCAAGUCAGUGGACCCCAGGCACGUGUCUUCGCAUUACGAAGAUGUGGAUGAGGAUGUGGUGAGGAAAACGCCCAUCAUACCGAAUAGGUAUGCAUUAGAUGACUUCGGUGGCGGAGGCAAUAAAAGACACCAAGCGCCAAGGAGUCAAUCCAUGCCGAGAUCUGCUCACCAGAGGCAACGCCAGAGGGAUCGUGAAAGGGAGCGAUCUCCACAACCGCCACCUCACAGUUCACAACGCCAAAGCAAUGGCAGAAGAGCUGGAAGUCUGGGCAGACAAUCCUCUCGUUAUGGCAAUCAUCUAGAGCUACCCGACUACGACGCUCCACCGCCAGGACGGGAUCAUCGUCGGGAUAGACGUGGUCACUCCCAAGGACGCUACGAGGAUUAUGUGGAGGAGAGCUUCGAUGAAGGUUCGCUUUACGGGGAUGACUACGAGGAUUACCCGACCGAACGCCAUCGCUCCAGAAGUCGUGAGCCAAGAAGAAAUCGCCGAAGAGAACGAACAGAACGUUUGCCUCCAUCCCCGAGGAUCAUGUCACCAAUGGGUUUUCCGGUUCAGCGGCAAAUCCGUCGGCGGCCCAGCUACGAUUGCGAUGAAGAUGACUCUAUGUACGGGGAUGAGUAUGGGGACUAUGGAGAUUUGCUGCCCAAGGAUCGCCCCGUGCCCAUUUGGUUGUGCGUCUUUUUGGUGGUUAGCUAUAUUCUCGGAGGAGCUGUUCUGUUUGCCUACUGGGAAAACUGGUCUUUUCUGGACUCCGCCUACUUCUGUUUCAUCACGCUGACCACGAUUGGAUUUGGCGACUUUGUGCCAGCAAAAGGUGUCAAAGAUGAAUCGGAGCAGUCGAUUGCCUAUUGUUCGCUAUAUCUUCUCUUCGGCAUUGCUCUAUUGGCCAUGAGCUUUAAUCUUGUCCAGGAGGAGUUCAUUGCCAAUGUCAAGGAGGUGGCCCGUCGGCUGGGCAUUCUCAAAGAUGAUGACGAUGAGCACGAUGAGGAUUAGCAGUAGGUAAUUAGGUUAUUAAAAAAAAACACUUUUAUGUCAUUUACAUUUUGUAAAUGAAACUUUUCGAUUUUAAAAUAUAUAAGCUUAACAAUAUGGUUAUAUAACUUAAAAAUGUUUAAGAGUGAAAAUGAAACAAGUAUAAAUUUACCAAUGAGAUUAUGUUAUGUUCAGCAAAAGAAAUAUAACAUUGUAUUAAAUCUAAAUUUAUUGAUUUAGAGGCUCGUAAACUUUAAAGAACAGAUUUUACUUUAAUAAACCGAUAAGUUUUGUGAACUUUAUAUAAAACGCACAAGAAUACGAGGUUGAACGAAAUCAUUAAGGAGUUGUUUAAAUUACUUAUCGAACUUUAAGAAAAACCUUUAUCCGAUGCCCUUUGUAAUACUUAUACAAGCUUACUAAAUCUUGAACUGGCAGUCGAACCGACGUGGCAAGGUUUUGUUAACUUUACAUAGCAUACUAAGUUUAUUUAAAUAAUAAAUGUACGAAAUUCCAAAGAUUGAUAUACAGAUAAAAAAGAAUAUCCAGAAGAGCCAAACAAACAAAACGAUCCGGAUUCCACUAACAUAAACGAGUUACUGGGUUGAGUACUAUAGUCAUCGAUGCAAUCAGGCCACGUUUUCUUUAUUGUGCUAAAAUUAUUGAAAAUAAACGAUAUGAUUUUUUAUCCGAGA
Molecule: messenger RNA, 3055 nt
Organism: Drosophila rhopaloa
Lineage: Eukaryota; Metazoa; Arthropoda; Insecta; Diptera; Drosophilidae
Gene: galene
Exons: 6
Coding region: 192-2381 (729 amino acids)
Biological process (GO): stabilization of membrane potential; potassium ion transmembrane transport
Cellular component (GO): membrane
Molecular function (GO): potassium ion leak channel activity
Source: RefSeq, a predicted model, not a curated record